AUGGGUUCUGUUCAACCAGUAACGUUACGCUGGGGAAUAAUUUCUACUGGAGGAAUUGCUUCAGCUUUUUCCAAGGCGAGCUUCCAUCGAAACGUCAACGAUGUAGCUCACAAGAUCGUCGCUGUGGGAUCGCGCUCCGUGGACAAGGCACAACAAUUCAUCGAUACUUCCCUCGGAGGUGAUAAGACUAUCAAGGCGUUUGGAAGUUAUGCGGAGGUCUAUAAUGACGCUGAUGUAGACGUAAUUUAUGUAGCUACACCUCACACUUACCACUACGAAAACUCCUUGGACGCCAUCAAGGCAAAGAAACAUGUCCUAUGCGAAAAGCCUGUUACAUCAAACCGCGCAGAGCUUCAAUCUCUUCUUGACGCUGCGAAGGAGAAUGAUAUAUUCUUCAUGGAAGCGAUGUGGACGAGGUUUCAGCCCUUGAGUCUGGAAUUUAAGAAGAUUUCAGAUAGUGGCCAACUAGGGCUUCCUAUCUCUGUGCAUGCUGAUCUUUCGGGGAAUUUUGAUAUCCACAAUAUACCUAACACCCAUCGGAUUUUGGAUCCAAAACUGGGAGGUGGUGCUUUGUUGGAUCUUGGUCCUUAUCCGCUUGUCUGGGCCAUCAUGGCUUUGUAUGAAGCCCCAGCGAAUGGCGCGACCAAUCCCACCAUCACAGGAAGUAUCCUCAAAACUCCAAUCACCGGAGUUGAUUGUAACACCUCGUUCACGCUCAACUUCAGCCAAUCGAAGCUCGCGGCCCAAGCAGUACUGAGCUGCAGCAUCAAUACCGAUGCCUUGGAUCCUGGCGUCACUAUCCGAUACGAGAGAGGAACAAUCAAGAUCGCGUCUCCGAUAUAUGUUCCCAAAUCAUUCGUGGUACAAUACCUUGAUGAACAUGGUGCACUUGCGAAGGAAGAGAAGAAGUUCUUUGAAUAUGUGGGACGAGGGAUGCACUUCCAGGCCGAUGAGGUAGCUAGAUGUAUUCGAGAUGGCAAAAAGGAGAGCACACUCUGGAGUCACGAGAAGAGCUUGCUUGAAAUGCUCAUUUUCGACGAGGUUCGUAAGCAAGGCGGGUAUGAACUUCCCCCAGGUGUCGAGAAAGUCGUCUAA
Messenger RNA from Lentinula edodes (shiitake mushroom), 1095 nucleotides. RefSeq lists its product as uncharacterized. The coding region runs from base 1 to 1095 and encodes 364 amino acids. Gene Ontology annotation, molecular function: nucleotide binding. Lineage: Eukaryota; Fungi; Basidiomycota; Agaricomycetes; Agaricales; Omphalotaceae. The transcript has 9 exons. The record is from RefSeq and is a predicted model, not a curated record.